GGACUAUUCAACAACGACAAACUCGAUUUCAUGGUGAUAUUCGCUGGUAUUUGCUGAUUGUCCAAUAAUACACUGUUAAAAUCGAGCGUGUCUCCCCACAACGCCAUGUCUGGAAACCUAUCUCAUUCUAUGAGGGAGAACUACGAAACCCAUGGCGUAGAGAAGUACUAUCACCUCGUUGCAUCCUCAUACCGUAAUCCCCACUUUGAGGGCGCACAAAAAUGCUUGCAUGCUUGGCUCGAUAAGUGGUGGCUCCGAGAGUCUCGGGAGAUGCCUCAGGACAAGCCUGCCUCGUUUUGGGAUUUGGCUGCGGGGAGCGGUGAAGUGACUGAGGCUAUCCUCAAUUGGUACUCUCUCAGACGACCGAAAGAGCAUCCGUCUCACCUGUCCGAAGAAUCCCAUCCUCCAUCUAGUCUUACGCAUCGGUCUGUCCAACGGCCCGUUCGUCGUCUCGCUCUCAUGUUGAAUUCUUCAAUUCCUGAUCCAUUGAUAAUCGCGAGUGAUCCCUACACUGCUCCUGCAUACACCGCGAGAACCUCUCGGUAUUGCGCACCUUUCAGUUUCGCGGACGUGGCUGAGGGAAGCAUGCCUUCAUUCACUGCGCAUGAUCUCAACAGUGCAAUGUCUAAGGAGCCUCGAUCUCACCACGGAGAAGUGUCAGGGGUAUCUGCGUCUCCACAAACUGUGGACAUGGUUGUGUCAUCGUUUGCUUUGCAUCUGUGUACCCCAUCAGAACUGUUCUCACUACUCUACGAGCUCAGCUUGAAAUCCAAAUGGUUGGUGGUAAUCGCACCACACAAGAAACCCGAGAUCAAACCUGGGUGGGGGUGGGUUCGAUGGAAUAUUUCGAAAUGGCAAGAAGUAAAAUCGGAUCACGAAUCAGAUGUAGAAGUUGAGAUUGUGUUGGACAGGGUCAGGCUCCGGGUGUGGAGAAGUCU
Molecule: messenger RNA, 938 nt
Organism: Dacryopinax primogenitus
Lineage: Eukaryota; Fungi; Basidiomycota; Dacrymycetes; Dacrymycetales; Dacrymycetaceae
Exons: 6
Source: RefSeq, a predicted model, not a curated record